AUGGUUGAUUUAGAAAGCGAAGUUCCCCCUCUCCCUCCUCGCUACAGAUUUAGGGAUUUGCUACUUGGUGACCAGGGAUGGCAAAACGACGACAGGGUGCAAGUUGAAUUCUAUGUCAAUGAAAACACCUUCAAGGAGAGGCUCAAACUGUUUUUCAUCAAAAACCAAAGAUCAAGUCUUAGAAUUCGUGUGUUUCACUUUUCUCUCAAGAUAUUAAGCUGCCUUCUGUAUAUUUGCCGGGUGUACAAUGAUGAGACUGGAACAGAACACAAGUGUUGGGGAUGUCAACAACAGAACUAUACGUUAUUUAUGAUUGACUGGUCUCCUAUAAUUUGGGUUGAAAGAAGCCUUGUCAUAUGGAUAUUACAGGUUUCAGUAGCGUUGAUCAGCCUUGCUGAGACCAUCCUGCUGACUUAUCUGAGUUACAAGGGAAACAUUUGGGAUCAAGUGCUUCGCAUGCCAUUCUUCCUGGAGAUGAUCAACUCAGUACCCUUUCUGUUCACGAUUAUGUGGAAUCCUUUACGAAACCUCUUCAUCCCUGUAUUUCUUAACUGCUGGCUGGCCAAACAUGCCUUCGAGAAUAUGAUAAACGACCUUCAUCGAGCCAUUCAACGGACACAGUCUGCAAUGUUCAAUCAGGUCCUCAUUUUGAUCUCCACCAUGCUCUGUCUGAUAUUCAGUGGUAUCUGCGGGAUUCAGCACUUGGAGCGGGCAGGAGACAAGCUGAGCCUUUUCGACUCUCUAUACUUCUGCAUCGUGACCUUCUCCACCGUGGGUUUCGGUGAUGUCACGCCUAACAUCUGGCCCUCCAAGCUGCUGGUUGUCAUCAUGAUCUGUGUUGCCCUGGUCGCGCUGCCAAUCCAAUUUGAGCAGCUGGCUUACAUUUGGAUGGAACGACAGAAGUCUGGAGGGAACUACAGUCGACACAGAGCAGAGACAGAGAGACACGUGGUCUUGUGUGUCAGCUCCCUGAAAAUCGACCUACUCAUGGACUUCCUCAAUGAGUUCUACGCUCACCCAAGACUGCAGGACUACUACGUCAUCAUCCUGUGUCCUACCGAAAUGGACGCCCAGGUGCGGAGGGUCCUGCAGAUCCCACUGUGGUCCCAGAGGGUCAUUUAUCUCCAAGGGUCGGCACUGAAGGACCAGGAUCUGCUCAGGGCCAAGCUGGACAAUGCUGAGGGCUGCUUCAUCUUGAGCAGUCGUUAUGAAGUGGAUCGCACAGCUGCGGAUCACCAGACAAUUUUAAGAGCAUGGGCAGUGAAGGACUUUGCUCCGAAUUGCCCGCUGUAUGUCCAGAUUCUCAAGCCAGAAAACAAAUUUCAUGUGAAGUUUGCAGAUCACGUUGUGUGCGAGGAGGAGUUCAAGUACGCCAUGCUAGCCCUGAACUGUGUGUGCCCUGCCACUUCCACGCUCAUCACCCUCCUCGUGCACACCUCCCAGGGACUGGAAGGGCAGCAGUCUCCUGAACUGUGGCAGCGAAUGAGUGGGAAAUACUCUGGAAACGAGGUGUACAGCAUUGUCUUGGAGCAGAGCAUCUUCUUCGCUGAUUAUGAGGGGAAGAGCUUCACCUAUGCAUCCUUCCACGCCCACAAGAAGUACGGGGUAUGCCUAAUUGGCGUGCGCAGGGAGGACAACAAGAACAUCUGUCUGAACCCGGGACCCCAGUACAUCAUGAGCGCCUCAGACACCUGCUUCUACAUCAACAUCACCAAGGAGGAAAACUCUACCGUCAAGACGAAGCAAGAGAAAGGCAAAAAUAAGUCAUCAUUGGCUGGCUAUCACGGCCCCACUGGACUUCCUGUGCACAGCAUCAUUGCUAGUGUGGGUACCGUAGCAAUAGACCUGCAGGACACCAGCUGCAGGACAGACUGUAGGCCCACGCUGAUGCUGCCCACUGACGAUGCCAAGACGGGGAGCCGAAGGCCGAGCAUUGCCACUGUGCUGGAAGUGGCUGACCCCUCCUGCCUCCAGACAUGUGACCUAUUCACCGACCAAUCAGAGGACGAAACGUCGCCCUCGGAAAACGAAUCGGUUUUUGUUGCAAGCUAUGUGAAAGGAUAUCCUCCAAAUUUGCCUUAUAUUGGAAGCUCCCAGAUGUUCUGCCAUUUACUGAAAGAAAAAGCGCCGUUCUGCUGUCUCUGUCUGGAAAAGGGUUGCAGACAUAACAAUUACCAAGAUGCCAAAGGAUACCACUUCAAAAACAAGGUGAUAAUAGUCUCUGCCGAGACUGCAGGGAAUGGCUUGUACAACUUCAUUGUCCCGCUGAGAGCUUACUUCAGGCCACAGAAAGAGUUGAACCCCAUUGUGCUGCUCUUAGACAAUCAGCCAGACACACAGUUUUUGGAGGCCAUCUGUUGGUUUCCCAUGGUUUACUACAUGGUUGGCUCCAUUGACAACCUGGAUGACCUGCUACGCUGUGGUGUGUCCUUUGCCGUCAACGUGGUGGUGGUGGACAAGGAGAGUACCAUGAGUGCCGAGGAGGACUACAUGGCCGAUGCCAAAACCAUCGUCAACGUCCAAACACUUUUCAGGUUGUUUUCCAGUCUCAGCAUCAUCACGGAGCUCACCCACCCUGCCAAUAUGAGGUUUAUGCAGUUCAGAGCUAAAGACUGUUACUCCUUGGCCCUUUCCAAACUGGAGAAGAAGGAGCGCGAGAAAGGUUCCAAUUUGGCCUUCAUGUUCCGGCUGCCGUUCGCCGCUGGAAAAGUGUUCAGCGUUAGCAUGCUGGACACUCUCCUCUACCAGUCAUUUGUCAAGGACUAUAUGAUUUCCAUAACCAGACUUCUCCUUGGCCUCGACACAACUCCAGGGUCUGGGUUCUUGUGUGCUAUGACGAUUGAAGAAGAUGACCUCUGGAUUAGGACCUAUGGACGGCUCUACCAAAAGCUCUGUUCCUCUAGUGGAGAUAUUCCCAUUGGCAUAUACCGGACAGAAUCCCAGAAUUCACCAAAGUCAGAGGUACACAGCUUUUUUACACUUUUCCCAAAAUCACAGUCCCAGAUUUCUGUGAGCGUGGACGACUUCGACGACACGAAAGAGACCAAGGAGCACGGCGGGGGGCGCGGGAGCCACCGCAGCUCCAUGUCGAGCGACCAGUCGGACAGGCCUCUCCUGAGGAAGAAGAGCAUGCAGUGGGCCCGGAGGCUCAGCCGCAGGGUCCCGCGGGGCCUCAACAGGAGCGGCGAGAAGAUCAACCAGCAGCGCAUGAGCCUGUACCGCCGCUCCGAGAGGCAGGAGCUGGCCGAGCUGGUGAAGAACCGCAUGAAGAACAUCGGGCUGUCCACUGCCGGGUAUGAUGAAAUGAAUGACAACCAGAGCACACACUCAUAUGUUUUAAUCAACCCAACUCCUGACACCAGACUCGAGCUAAAUGACAUUGUGUACAUAAUACGUGCGGACCCUUUGUCAUAUGACUCUACAGACUCAGGGAGCAGGAAAAGCAGCAUGGGGAACUACACAGAGAUUAGUCUGGAGACAAAACAUGAGACCGAACUAUAACUGUAACAUUGAACAACGUAUGCCACAAAGGUUAUUUAUUUAUUUAUUUUUAUUGGAACAUUUGAUCACAACUGUAUCUUAAAAUACAUUUUGCAGUUUUAUCUUUUUUCCCUUGAGUUGUCUUUUAUGUGGAUCGAUGGUAUUUGUUCUCGUUGAAGAGACCACUGAUGCACAGUCAAGAAACUGUUUGGUUCACCUUGCUGUUAAUAAAUCAGCACAUGACCAAAAUUAAAACGGCAAACAAUGCAAGCCCUACCGAUGGAAAGAGAGAGAGAGAGUCUUUUGUUGAAGUGACAGAAGAAUCCCUCUCAAAUGACAAUU
This is a messenger RNA of Conger conger (European conger), 3822 nucleotides long. It is a transcript of the gene kcnt2a, whose product is annotated as potassium channel, subfamily T, member 2a. Gene Ontology annotation, biological process: potassium ion transport. Lineage: Eukaryota; Metazoa; Chordata; Actinopteri; Anguilliformes; Congridae. Bases 1 to 3501 code for a protein of 1166 amino acids. The transcript is spliced from 29 exons. Gene Ontology annotation, cellular component: membrane. The record is from RefSeq and is a predicted model, not a curated record. Gene Ontology annotation, molecular function: intracellular sodium-activated potassium channel activity.